AACACCAUCUCCUCCCCUUCCUGACCGCGCCGGAUCCCCUCUUGUCUCCGUUCAGUCGCAGACACGAGCCCGUCGCUACUCUGUUACACACUCGUUGAACUACUCUCUUUUCUCCCCCCUCUUUUCCCCCUUUCGUUCACCUUCACAUUUCGGUCGUUUUGGCGCCCCCGCCCUUCGACUUGCUCUUCUCUCCACACUCUCUUCCUCACCCCACCCUCCUUCACAAAGCACUUUAGACAUGCGGACCAGCACUUUCUUUUCGUUUCUCGUCGCAGCUUCCCUCUCGGUCGCUGCGCCUGUGCCCAAGGCAGAUGUAGCCGUCGAGCAACUCGGCUCGAGGGCCACGCUGCCGGACAUCAUCAACGUCAACGUCAAGAACCUGUACCCCGAAGACGGUGUCUAUGACUGGGACCGUCAGAUCUACUACCAGUCGAACCUCUGGAAGGGCCUUAUCUCGACGUGGAAGCGCACCGACUCGUCGCACUUCAACGUCAAGAUUGACGGUGUCUCUUCGUCGGGCGACGGAUCCCAGCAGAUGGCUGGCCUCUCCCUCGACAACAUCCGCGGCGCCUCGAAGCUCUACGCCGUCGCCAAGCCCGCUGAUGCCUUCCGCUUCGACGCCGUGCACGACCAGGGCCCCUGCUCCUUCCACUCGUUCUCCCUUCCCCUGUCGGCCAACAGCAAGCCGCUCUGGUCCGUCGACCUGCGUCCCGUCCAGGCCGCCUUCCAAGCAAAGUACGGCAAGCGUCCCUAUGGCAACGUUGCCUCUGCCCAGGACAAGAGUGGCAACUCGUACGUCAUCUUUGCCCUCGGUGCCCCCGCCAUCGCCAAGGUGUCCGCCGACGGAAAGACGGUCGAGCCAUGGUUCCUGGAGAAUGGCAACGGCGGCCAGCGGCCCGGCUACACGGGCGUGACGUACCUGCCCGACAUUGACGCCAUCGUCGCCUUUGGCGGCCCGCGGCCCCUCACCCUCUUCCGCUUCUCCGACGCCACCCCCACGGCGCACGCCGUCACGGUGCGCGGCAGCUUUGGCAGCCUCGACGGCACGGAAAAGAUCAAGACGGUGCCCUCGCAGAACAACUCUGGCUACCGCCUCGUCGGUGCAAAGGCUCCGCAGAUCUACAGCUUUGCAUCCACCGAUGGCUGGAACAGCGUCACGUUCAAGACGUUUACCCGAAACGAGUUCAACUCCAACAGCCUCACCAGCAUCGUCGAGGGCAAGAACGGUGGCCAGUCGGGCAUCUUUGGCACGGGCGCCUACUUUGGCGAGGGCGCCCACGGCGGAAGGACGACGUUCCCCGCCUACCGCAUUGACAACUCGCUCCUCAACUAAAGUGUCGGUCUGCCUUCUCAUCAGUGCGCUGCUAGUAAGGCGCCCCCGCCUCUGCAAAGGAGGAAGUCACGGAACACUGAGUAGCUUCAUUCCCCCCUUUCUCUCUAUCUCUCUCGUUUGCAAAGCAGGACAAUCAGCCAUCUCAAUCAUACUCUCUUACUCCAUCAUCUCAAUCUUUCUCCUUGCUCUUGAUCCAACCUCUCUCUCACCACCAUCUUGCCCGCGUGGCGUGACUGCACCCUGACGCUGAUCGCGGCGUGCACAAAAAAGCAGAAAAGACAACACAAGAUCGACAUUUGAGGAAUAGACCAGAGAGAUUAAGAGACAUCAACAACGUAAGAAGGGAAAAGCGUGGGACGUGACAACAAAAGGAAAGAGACAGUAGAG
This is a messenger RNA of Acaromyces ingoldii, 1720 nucleotides long. RefSeq lists its product as hypothetical. The record is from RefSeq and is a predicted model, not a curated record. Lineage: Eukaryota; Fungi; Basidiomycota; Exobasidiomycetes; Exobasidiales; Cryptobasidiaceae. Bases 239 to 1333 code for a protein of 364 amino acids. The transcript has a single exon.